GAUGGAAUGCAGUGUAGGGAGAUUGAAGGCGCAACUUCGUGCACGGAGGAGGAAGGCGAUGCAGGCGAUGUAGGUGCUGCCGGCUGCAGGGCUGGACACCGCUGCCAUCUGCGACGUUGUCUUCCAGUUGUGCUGCUCCAUAGGUUGUGGCGGUAUGCCUAGAGUCACACCCAAGUGGUGGGUGAAAAGGAGGACGGGAGGGGCGUGGGAGGAUUUGCAGCCUCUGGACGACGUCACAGAAGAGAACUUCCACGAUAAGCUACGUACGUCGCCACGUGUCUUCCGAGAGAUUACGGAAAACCUAUCGCCAUUUCUGCAGUGCCGUUGCCGCCGUGUGACGUUCGACAGGGAGCCGUUGCAGCAAGACCACAUUGUGGCGUACGCAUUGUACAGAUGGGCGUCCGGGGAGACGUACGAGAGCAGCACGUGCAACUUCGACAUUGGCAAAGCUACGGGUGUGGUGGCGGUGCGGGACGUCACUGCGGCGGUGCUGGCGGUGUACAGGGAGAAGGUGUCGUGGCCGAAUGGGGUGCGAAAGGCGGUCGUUCUGCGUGCUUUCGCUGACAAGGGGUUCCCUAAUUGCCAGGGUUGUAUCGACUGCACACAUAUCUACAUCGACAAGCCGGUGAACGCACCUGGUGAAGACUACUUCGACAGGAAACGACGUUUCUCAGUCAUCGCGCAGGUCGUUUUCGAUCUCGACUUACGUGUGCUGGACAUUUUCAUUGGAUAUCCAGGAAGCUGUCAUGACGUCAGGGGCAUUCACCUCUCUAGUCUUUGGGCGCGCGCGGAGGCCGAGGAGUUGUUCACAGGGCCGCCUGUGAUGCUCCCCUUCCAAGUGCAGACACGUGGCUAUCUACUAGGCGACAAUGGGUACCCGCCGUCGGAAUGGAUAGUCGUUCCCUAUGGCGGAACCAGUUAGCAGUCGUCCGAGUUCAGGUUCGACAACAAGCAAAAGA
Messenger RNA from Chara braunii, 959 nucleotides. NCBI's taxonomy places the organism in Eukaryota, Viridiplantae, Streptophyta, Charophyceae, Charales, Characeae. The record is from the annotation of a GenBank genome assembly.